ACAUUAAAUUAACGAAGUAUGAAAUCAGCACUUCUCUGUAAUAGUAAACUUUCAUUAGAGAACUUCAUACGCGGGUACCAUGUUUUGGAUCACAUUUAUAUUUCUUGUAGUCACUUCAAAGGUGAGUUGUGAGCCUCAGUCUCUAAGGAUUCUGUACGGCCGGGACGCAGAGGAAGGAGAAUUUUCAUACGUCGUUGCACUUUUUUCAAUGAACUCAAAUGAAGACAGAAUAUUAGCCCCGAGGCAGUGUACGGGAUCCGUGAUUGCCAAAGACUGGGUACUAACCGCCGCCCACUGCCUGUUAUUCGCAAAACUAGAAAACCUAUACGUUUUGCACACAAACUUCACCGUGUCUCCUCUGAUCAGCAAACAGUAUGCGAAAGCAAUCAAGUUUUUCAUACAUCCUGGGUUUAGUACAUAUGCUUUCAAUAAUGAUAUCGGUUUGUUACAAGUGGAUAAGUUGGAAAUGAACAGCUACGGGCAACUGUUAGCAGUAGAUCAUUUGACUAUGAUAGGACUACCUGUGACGUAUGUCGGCGCUGGGAGCACACGCGAAACCAAAGGUGGAGACGAUGCCCUCAGGCCCCUGCAGGUCGGCGAAGCUGGGAUCACGACCUGCCCGAGCGAGGUUGUAGAAAACUACUACCGGGUUCGGCAGAAAUACAUCAUUUGCUUGGCUGCCACAACUGACAACAUCUUUCAGAUCCCCUUCUACGGGGACUCCGGUGGGCCCCUGCUGUUUGAAGAUCGGAUAGUCGGCGUUUGCUCUAUUGGCUCUGGGAAAUCCUUCUUGAAUGGUGACAGCUACGCGGCGGUCAGCCCUCAUUUAACUUGGAUAUAUAACGUUUUGCACAAUAAGUACUAGCUACUAUGAUUCAGUUUAGAUGUUUUAUUAAGUACGUGGUUAAUUCUGUUGAUAUUUGACAGUUAUUUUCUGUAUUGGUUAGCUGGCUUUAUUAGAAGUUAUAAUUUAGAAUAAUGAAUAGAUUUAUUUUUUUAAUAUUUAAUGGUCUAACAGCAAGUGUGACGCUUAGCAAAAUAUUAUUAUAAAGGAUCAUACUGUGUUGGUUUUCUUCAAGUGAAAUGUAGAGACAAAUAGCUGUUAUAGAAUGCGCCUUAGUCGUAUUGUUCUUGCGUCGCAGUGACUAGUACCAAGUGUGUCAGUUUGUUACGUCUCCUUAUCAAAAUAUAUUCUUGUUAUUGUAUACAUGACCACUAAGUGCACAAAAACCUUCACUUACAUUUUUAAGACAUAAAUUGACUUGUUUUAUAAGGCAAAUAAAUGUUGAACAUGAUUUUCAAAAUAAUACUCUUUCAGUUGCACCUGUUCGUGUUUGUCGAGAUAUUUAUCAUGUUUCUUCCCACCUUAGUUUUGAGCUAUUUCAAGUUUAAAAUAGGAGUUGGUGACGUACUAAAUAAGUGGAAUUUUAUUUGACUGAACGUAAUCAUAAAAUUAUAGCAAUAGGGAACUGAUCUUUUAUAAAAGUAUUACAUGUCUGCUUUUUAUCCCUAAUAGGCUUUUUUCAACCCCAUUAUGGCAAAUAUUUUUGGAAGUUCAUUAGGGACCGGAUCAUGAGGGGUGUUUUUUAACUUAUGCCUAGGAAUAAUAAGCUUAUUCGUAUAUAAUUUUUCAAAC
Molecule: messenger RNA, 1636 nt
Organism: Trichoplusia ni (cabbage looper)
Lineage: Eukaryota; Metazoa; Arthropoda; Insecta; Lepidoptera; Noctuidae
Product: chymotrypsin-2-like
Exons: 1
Coding region: 80-865 (261 amino acids)
Biological process (GO): proteolysis
Molecular function (GO): serine-type endopeptidase activity
Source: RefSeq, a predicted model, not a curated record